Messenger RNA from Manihot esculenta (cassava), 2930 nucleotides. RefSeq names its product receptor-like protein Cf-9 homolog. The record is from RefSeq and is a predicted model, not a curated record. Gene Ontology annotation, molecular function: protein binding. The transcript has 2 exons. The coding region runs from base 20 to 2797 and encodes 925 amino acids. NCBI's taxonomy places the organism in Eukaryota, Viridiplantae, Streptophyta, Magnoliopsida, Malpighiales, Euphorbiaceae.
UUUAGCUUUCUUCAACAGAAUGGCUAGUCUAGUAUGGCUUGCUAGCUUUCUCCUUUUGUUUCACUCUCAUUUUCAAGCUUCAGUUUCCUUUUCUUUGAAUUCCAACUCUUCAGCAAUGUUGUGCCAACGAGACCAGAGUCUUGCCUUGCUCCAAUUGAAGGAAACCUUUUCCAUCUCUCGUUAUUAUCCCAAGCCUUAUCUCAAGACAAAGUAUUGGAAAGAGGGCACUGAUUGCUGUUGGUGGGAUGGGAUUACAUGUGAUAUGGAAACGGGUAAUGUAAUUGGCCUUCACCUUUCUAAUAGCUUCUUGUAUGGUCCUAUCUAUUCUAACAAUCCUCUUUUCUCUCUUAGCCAUCUCCGAAAACUCGACUUGUCUUUUAAUGAUUUCAACCACUCUCGAAUUGUUCCUCAGUUUGGCCAGUUUUCCAAGUUAACACAUCUUAAUCUAAGCUAUUCUCGUUUUGUGGGUCAAAUUCCUUCAGAAAUUACUUACCUGUCAGGUUUGCUAUCUCUUGAUCUUUCUUCGAAUGAUGGUUUGAUAUCAGAAACCACUAUUUUUACCAAGCUUGUUCAAAACCUAACCCAAUUACGGGAAUUGGACUUGAGUGAUGUAAACAUGUCUGUGGUUGCUCCUAGUUCCUUGAUGAAUUUGUCUUCUUCUUUGACAUCUCUCAAACUUUACUCGUGUGAAAUGCAAGGAAAAAUCCCCGAUAUCAGUCGUCUAUCUAAAUUGGUUUCACUUGGUCUUUCUUGGAAUUAUUUGACAAUAGAACCAAUGGUUUUUGACAAGCUUGAUAGAAAUCUAACCAAGAUAAGAGACUUAGCCUUCGGAGAUGUAAACAUGUCCAUGGUUGAACCUAGUUCUUUGAUCAAUAUCUCUUCUUAUUUAUCAUCGCUUGAACUUCGAUAUUGUGAAUUGAAAGGGAAAUUUCCAGACAACAUAAUUCAACGAUCAAACCUCCAACUGCUUGAUUUAUUGGGUAAUGAAGAUCUCAACGGUUCCUUACCUCGGCAUAACUGGAAUAAUUCUCUCAGGUCUUUGUCUCUUUCUUUGACACAAAUUACAAUAUAUUUGGACCAUGAUUUUAUCAGUAAUUUGAAGUCUUUAGAAACUUUGAAGCUCAGCAGCUGCAAUUUUAGAGUUUCAAAUUUGAAAUUAUUGGGUAAGUUGACUCGACUUAUUAGGUUGGAUAUUUCUUCCAAUAAUUUCAGUUUUCAAAUUCCAUCUUCACUUGAAAGUCUUAUGCGACUCUCUUAUUUAGACCUUUCCUAUAACAAUUUAAGUGGUCAAAUUCCAUCUUCACUUGGAAGUCUUAAGCGGCUCUCUUGGUUAGACCUUUCCAAUAACAAUUUCAGUGGUGAGAUUCCCUCCUCUUUUAAAAACCUUAAACAACUUCAGAUUUUGCAGCUCCAAAACAACUUAUUAAAUGCAACAAUACCACCCUCUGUGUUUACCCUGCCUCAAUUGCAGUCUUUAAUCCUCAACAAUAACCAACUUACCGGUCAUUUAGGUCCAUUCCAAGACAAUUCACUGAGCUAUAUUGAUUUGAGCAAUAACAAGUUGUACGGCUUCAUUCCAAGCUCAAUUUUCAAACUUGCGGACUUAACUGUUCUCAUUCUUUCAUCUAAUAAAUUGGUAGGAGAAGUUUCUUCAGCAGUUUGCAACCUAAACUCUCUCCAAAUUCUUGACUUGUCAAACAACAGUUUGAACGGCUUCAUCCCACAAUGUUUGGGAAAUUUCAGCAAUGAUCUCUCGGUGCUGCAUUUGGGCAUGAACAAUUUCCAAGGAACCAUCCCUGAGACGUUUUCAGCAAGAGGCAGCUUGAGAUAUUUGAACUUCAAUGGCAAUCAAUUGCAAAGGAGAAUCCCUCUGUCCAUUUCCAAUUGUAGAAAUUUGGAGAUUUUAGAUCUUGGAAACAAUAAUAUAGAUGACUCAUUCCCCCAUUUCUUGGAAACUCUUCCGGAGCUGCAAAUUCUAAUUCUGAAAUCCAAUAAACUCCAUGGAUUUGUGAAAGGGUCCUCUACCAAUUAUUCCUUCUCAAAGCUGCGAAUGUUUGACCUCUCCGAUAACAUGUUGAGCGGGCCAUUACCUUCUGGGUAUUUCAAUAAUUUCAAAGCAAUGAUGAACUUUGAUGUGAAGAUGGAGUACAUGAGGGCACCAAAUUAUUCUUACGAUUAUUCUGUGAGUCUGACAUUCAAAGGAGUUGAGAUUGAGUUGGUGAGAAUCCAAACACUUCUUACAACCAUUGAUUUGUCAGGCAACAAAUUCACAGGGGAGAUCCCACAGUCUAUUGGAAAGCUUAAAGCACUUAAGUUGCUCAACUUUUCUCACAAUCAACUCACGGGCAAUAUUCAACCAUCAUUGAGGGAAUUGUCCAAUUUGGAAUCACUAGACCUCUCUUCAAAUUUUCUUGUUGGAAGGAUUCCUAUGCAGUUGACAGGUUUAACAUUUCUGCAAGUAUUUCGGGUUUCAGAUAAUCGACUUGAAGGACCCAUACCUGAAGGAAAGCAGUUCAACACAUUUGAUAAAAGUUCAUAUGAAGGAAAUUUGGGAUUGUGUGGAUUUCCACUAGAAAAAUGCAAUAAUGGGGAGAGGCAAAAACCAGAAAUAUCCAAGGAAGAUGAUUCCAAUUCUAAAUUUGGAUUUGGGUGGCAACCUGUAGUUACAGGGUAUGGAUGUGGAGGAAUAUUUGGUAUUGCAAUGGGAUAUAGUUUGUUUAAAACAAGAAAACCAAUAUGGUUUGUGAGGAUAGUUGAAGGACAAAGACGUCCAAACCCAAAAAGAUUCAAAAACUAGUAUUUCUUGGUAUUUACAGGUAGAUGAAGAAUAAGUGAGCAGAUGCAAAAUGAAGAUACAGAUCGGACAUGAAUGCAGUGGAAAAUAUAGCAUUAUAUUUCUUUUUCUUUUUUUUUUUUCUUUUAAAAAUAUU